Durio zibethinus is the source of this 1310-nucleotide messenger RNA. The record is from RefSeq and is a predicted model, not a curated record. NCBI's taxonomy places the organism in Eukaryota, Viridiplantae, Streptophyta, Magnoliopsida, Malvales, Malvaceae.
UAUAUUAAUGUCACGCGUUAUUGCUUGUCUCUAAAAAGGGUGUGCUUCUCCUUCAAACUUCGCAACUGAUUUUCCUCCAAAUUUUCCUCCCAAAUUUCCUUCCCACCAUAGAAUUUCGAGUUCUUUGUUUCGGAAUUGGUGUUUUUUUGUUUUUGCCACUCAAUGCCAACUGUUUUCUUGAGGAUUUUCUUACUAUACAAUCUUGUUUUAGACUAUUUGGUUCCUAAGAAACUCAAAUCCUUCCUGCCCUCUCCCUGGAUUAAUCCUUCCCACACCACCGCCCUUGUUUCUGCCGGUGGUGAAACCAAAACAUACGCCUCUAAUCCAUCUCCGGCACCGGCAUUGGCAUCGGCAUCACCUCUCAAAAGAAUGGAAGGGGCAGAGUUAAAAAGGGUAUUCCAAAUGUUUGACAAGAAUGGAGAUGGGAGGAUUACAAAGGAAGAGUUGAAUGACUCAUUGGAGAACAUGGGUAUCUUUAUCACUGAUGGAGAGUUAACCCAAAUGAUUGAAAAGAUCGAUGCCAAUGGCGAUAACUGUGUUGAUAUUGAUGAGUUUGGUGAGUUGUACCAAUCCAUUAUGGAUGAUAAGGAUGGAGAGGAAGAUAUGAAAGAUGCUUUCGAUGUUUUUGAUCAAAAUGGAGAUGGUUACAUUUCUGUUGAUGAGUUGAGGUCUGUUUUGGUUUCACUUGGGCUUAAACAAGGGAAAACUGUCGAGGAUUGCAAGAGGAUGAUAAAAAAGGUUGAUGUGGAUGGUGAUGGUAGGGUUAAUUUCAUGGAAUUCAAACAAAUGAUGAAAGGAGGUGAUUUUAGUGCCCUGACUUAAUUUGCAAGGCAAGGUUCUAUUAAGGGUUUGUAGAUCAUUUUGAACAAAUCAAGACGAUCUCCAGCUUCGCCUUGUGGCUGCAUUGCAUUAGUUUAACAUAGUGUGUAUGUGUAUGCACGCGUACGUGUGGAUACUACUAAUCAAUCGCUGCCAAUUGCCACACGUAUGUCACGGCAUGAAAAUCAAUGGUAUCACUAACUUGGAGAAGUGAGAGGGAAAGAGGGUGCAAUGGGGGAGUUGGGAACAAUUUUUAUCACCAAAGAUGAAAAACAACAGUUUGUGUUUUUGUUGUUGGGUUUUUCCAUUUUGUUUGAUUUUUCCAGGCUUGUAAGAUUGGUUUGGGAUAGGUGGUGUUAUUGUUUCAGUCUCUGAUAUUUCCCCAUUGUCAUCAUUUUCUUAAUGUGUGUCAAUCUUUUUUCUCUUCUUUCCCAGUGUAUACUGAUAUAUGAUUUGUUUGCUUAAAUGAUCAGGAGAAGAAAUUUUUGUUA